GAACUCGUUCCAUCUCUAAUAGCAACCGCGUGCGAUUCGCAAUCGGAAUCUUGUCCAGCUUGUCCAGCAAACAGAGGGAAUGCAGCGCCAGAAACCCAAGGGACCGGGCAAGCCGGGUCCGCGCUUCAAGCCGGGAGCGGGCAGAGCCAAGGGAGCACCCGGUGGUGGCGGCGCCAACAAACUGAAGCGUCCGCGCCAGGAGUUCAACAAGUCCAAAGUGGCCGCCACCGAUGCGGAGAUCCGGGAGCUGCAGGCCAAGUACGCGGAGAUCGAUGCGCCGUCGAUCAAGAAGUUCGCCCAGUUUCCGCUGUCCAAGAAGACGCUAAAAGCGCUUUCCGAAUCCAAGUUCCUGCAUCCCACGCAGGUGCAGCGCGACAGCAUUGGACCCGCCCUGCUGGGCAAGGAUGUGCUGGGUGCGGCGGUCACGGGCAGCGGCAAGACACUGGCCUUUCUCAUACCCGUUUUGGAGCACCUGUUUGUAAACAAAUGGUCGCGCAGCGAUGGCGUGGGCGCCAUCAUCAUCUCGCCCACCCGCGAGCUGGCCUACCAGAUCUUCGAGACGCUAAAGAAGGUGGGCAAGCACCACGACUUCUCCGCCGGCUUAAUUAUUGGCGGCAAGAACCUGAAAUUCGAGCGAACGCGCAUGGAUCAGUGCAACAUACUCAUUUGCACACCCGGCCGCCUGCUGCAGCACAUGGACGAGAAUCCGCUGUUCAACACGAGCACCAUGGAGGUGCUGGUUCUGGACGAGGCCGAUCGGUGUUUGGACAUGGGCUUCCAGAAGACCUUGAACUCGAUAAUUGAGAAUUUCCCGCCCGUGCGGCAAACGCUGCUCUUCUCGGCCACGCAAACGAAUACGGUGCAGGAUUUGGCGCGGCUUAAUCUUAAAGAACCGGUCUAUGUGGGCUACGGAGCAACGACGCCUAGCGAAGGAGAAGCUUCCACUUCCAAAGCGACGCCCAACGGAGCUAUUUUGGCCCUCCCCGAGCUGCUGCAGCAGAGCUAUGUAGUGCUCAACCUGGAGGACAAGAUCACCAUGCUGUGGUCGUUCAUCAAGAACCAUCUGAAGCAGAAGAUCAUUGUGUUCGUUUCCAGCUGCAAGCAGGCCAAGUAUCUCUACGAGAUCUUCUGCAAAUUGCGUCCCGGCAGCCCGCUGUUGGCUUUGUAUGGCACCCUCCAUCAGGAUCGUCGCAUCGCCAUCUACGAGGAUUUUCUGCGCAAGAGCCACGUGGUCAUGUUCUCCACGGAUGUCGCUUCGCGUGGCCUCGACUUUCCGGCCGUCAAUUGGGUGGUGCAGUUGGAUUGCCCCGAGGAUGUCUCACAGUAUAUCCAUCGAGCGGGUCGUUCGGCGCGCAACAAGACGCGUGGCGAGUGUCUUUUGGUUCUGACGCCCAGCGAGGAGGAAUACAUGAUUGGCGCCCUCAAGGAUCAGCUGAAUAUCAACAUACGUUGCGUGCAAAUCGAUCCGAAGAAACUUUUCUCGCCGCGCGUCAAAAUCGAGGCCUUCCUGGCCCAAUUUCCCGAGCUGCGGGCCACCGCCCAGCGUGCCUUUGUCUCGUACAUCAAGUCGGUGUUCCUGCAGCGCAACAAGCGAUUGUUCAAUGUUUUUAACCUCGAUCUGGAUGCCUUUGCUCAGUCGCUCGGUUUGGCGGUCACGCCGCGCGUUCCCUUCCUCGAAAAGUUCCUCUGGCGGCAGAAGCAGCUGCAGCAGCAGAAGGAAAGCGAAAAGGGCGUUGAAAAUCCCGUUCCCGUUCUCAGCAAGCUGACCAAACAACAGAGCUUUGGCGGCGGCUCCGACGAGGAUACAGAUGACAGCGAUGACGAGGACUUUAUCAAGGUGAAGCGCAGGGAUCACGAUGUCGAAGGGGAGCCAGUGCAGCUGGAGGAGAUCGACGAGAAAAAGGAGGAGGACGAGGACCCACUGGUGGUGCCCAAGCGCGAGAAGCUGGUCACCAAGGCCUCGCUGGCCAAGAAGGCGCUGAAGAAGAACCUGCAGGUCAACUCGAAGCUCAAGUUCGACGAAGAGGGCGAAACGCUGGCCGAUGAUCGCAGUCAAAUGAAGGCACUGAGUGCCAGAAACCGCACAGAGAAUCAGGACCAGAACGACGACGACGAUGGAGGCAUCAAUCUGGUGCUAUCGAAGGCACUGCUGACCGAGGAGGAUCAGUACGACAAGCAGCGAUUUAGGGAGCUGGUCAAAAAGCGACACAAACUGCAGCGCGACAAGCUGCGCAAGAAAACGGAGGAAGCCAAGGGAAGUGACGAGGAGGAGGAGGAGGAGGCUGCUGCUGAAAAUCCCGAAGAUGCUGACAGCGACAGUGACCAUUCGGUGGACCUCUCCUGGCUCCCCGAUCCCGACAAGAUCUACAAAAAUAAGGAUCGAAGUGCAGUUGCGCAUUCACAGCCUGAAUCGGAAUCAGGCGAUGCCACCGACGAUGAUGGGAAAACGGACGACGAUGAAGACGACUCCGAUGAUGAGCCCGCCUACAAAAAGUCCAAGCUAACGAAUAAGAUGACUCUGAUGGACACGGAGGCCAUUGCGGCCAGUCUUUUGGGUAGCUAAGUAAGGGGCUCGACUGUGUGAAUAAAUUAAUGCCAAUUAUUUUUUAAAUAAU
Drosophila takahashii is the source of this 2615-nucleotide messenger RNA. Its product is annotated as probable ATP-dependent RNA helicase DDX10. Lineage: Eukaryota; Metazoa; Arthropoda; Insecta; Diptera; Drosophilidae. Gene Ontology annotation, cellular component: nucleus. Gene Ontology annotation, biological process: rRNA processing. Gene Ontology annotation, molecular function: nucleic acid binding; ATP binding; RNA helicase activity. The record is from RefSeq and is a predicted model, not a curated record.